Messenger RNA from Monodelphis domestica (gray short-tailed opossum), 2523 nucleotides. It is a transcript of the gene KYAT1, whose product is annotated as kynurenine aminotransferase 1. Gene Ontology annotation, molecular function: pyridoxal phosphate binding; L-kynurenine:2-oxoglutarate transaminase activity. Gene Ontology annotation, cellular component: mitochondrion; cytoplasm. Gene Ontology annotation, biological process: biosynthetic process. The record is from RefSeq and is a predicted model, not a curated record. Lineage: Eukaryota; Metazoa; Chordata; Mammalia; Didelphimorphia; Didelphidae.
CUUGGAUCUUGCCCGUGCCCUCUCCCCUUGCCCCUACCCCCAGCUCUCUCUGUCUCUAAAUACCUUCCUUUCUCCUCACCCUCCCCAUCCCCUUCCCUGUCUUGUGGACUGAAAUCCUCUCUCCACCCCUCUUCUCUUUUCUGUGAUUUGUUAAGACUGAGAAUGAUUCCUGGUGUCUAAUUUCAAGCCAGUUUGUAGAGCUCCUGGGUAGAGGUGGAGAAAUCUGGUUUUACCACUGGGUGUCAGGAUCUCUGCUUCCCCUCCUGAUCAGUGUAAUUCUUGGAGGAUCUCGGGCUCUUUGUCAGGAGUUCAGGCUAGCAGCUCCUGAGAAGGAAAGGCUUGGUGUUGGAGCCACUCGGGAGAGGAGGCGCUUCUGGAGCACUCUUGAGGGGAAGUCAGUGGUGCCCCUGGUAUCUGGGAAAGCAAUGCUCAGGAGCCCCUCGGUGCUGAUGGUGCUGAGUCAGCUGGGAAGGAGUUCGGAGGUGAAGCUGGCCAGGCCCCUGCACCAGAUGGUCACCAUGGCCAAGCAGGUACCGGCUCGAAGGCUCGAAGGCAUCGACAAGAACCCUUGGUUGGAGUUUGUGAAACUGGCCAAUGAGAAUGAGGCUGUGAACUUGGGCCAGGGCUUCCCUGAUUUUGCACCUCCAAAAUUUGCCACAGAAGCAUUCCAACAAGCUGUCAGCGGAGACGUCAUGCUUAAUCAGUACACCAGAGCUUUUGGCCACCCUCCCCUGGUAAAGAUCCUGGCCAAGUUCUUUGGGAAAUUGCUGGAACAGGACUUGGAUCCCCAAAAGAAUGUGCUUGUGACAGUGGGUGCCUAUGGGGCCCUCUUUUAUGCCUUCCAGGCCCUGGUGGAUGAAGGAGAUGAGGUUAUUCUCAUUGAACCCUAUUUUGACUGCUAUGAGCCCAUGACAAAGAUGGCUGGUGGCUGUCCUGUGUUUGUGCCACUUCGACCGCCAUCAACCUAUAAGGGGCAGUUGAUGUCCAGUGGCGACUGGCAAUUAGAUCCAGAUGAGCUGGCCAGCAAGUUCACUCCCCGGACCAAGGCCAUCGUCAUCAAUUCACCCAACAAUCCCUUGGGCAAGGUGUUCAGCAGGGCAGAACUGGAAAUUGUGGCAAAUCUGUGCAGAAAACACGAUGUCCUGUGUAUCAGUGAUGAGGUUUACCAGUGGCUGGUGUAUGACGGAAAGAAACAUAUCAGCAUAGCCACUCUUCCAGGAAUGUGGGAACGCACCUUGACUAUUGGCAGUGCAGGAAAAGCCUUUAGUGUCACUGGUUGGAAGGUGGGCUGGACCUUGGGACCAGAUCACCUUCUAAAGCAUCUUCGGACUGUCCACCAGAACUCCUUAUAUCACUGUCCUACUCAGGGCCAGGAAGCUGUAUUUUCCAAUUUUGAGCGGGAACUGAAGCUCUUUGGUCAGCCUGAUAGCUACUUUGUCCAGCUGCCUGAAGCUACUCAGAAAAGUCGAGAUCACAUGAUAGAGAGCUUGCUGACCGUUGGAAUGAGGCCUGUUAUUCCCCAGGGCACCUACUUCCUCAUUGCAGACAUCUCUACCUUCAAGGAGAAGAUGCCCGACCUCCCUGGCUCAGAGGGGGAAGCCUACGACUCCCGCUUCAUCAAAUGGAUGAUUAAGAACAAGGGCUUGGUGGCUAUUCCGGUCUCAGCGUUCUACAGCUCUGAGCAGAAGAAGCAUUUUGACCACUACAUCCGAUUCUGCUAUGUGAAGAGUGACUCCACUAUCAAAGCCAUGGAUGAUAAGCUACAGCAGUGGAAGACAGAGCUCAACGGCUGAUUUCUACACCUAGGUCUCUCCCAUCCCCCUUCCCAUUCUACUUGAUUGGGCCCUUCCCUUUCUCUCCAUCCAUCCUUUGUGCUUCAGGUAUUCCCAGGUUUGGGGGAGGGAAGGGGGAAGCCCCUUAGAUGUGGCCCAUGUCAGAGUGGGAAGGAUAAAAAGGGAGCACAGAACCAUCCCAAGUCUUCCUUUGUCUGCUCGCCCUUUUAUUCUGGGAUUUGGGGGACCUAGGAACCCUCGCCUAACCAGCACCCACACUCCCAUCCCUUUGAGAGGAAACAUUCAGCUUAGUCAGCAUUGGAGUGUUUUCUCUAUGGCAGGGCUCUUCCCAGAACCUCCCUUUCUCUUUUAUCAUUUCCUUUUCUCUCCAUUGAAUCAUAAAGUGGGAUUUCCUUCCCCACUUAGAAAACCUGAAUCAGCCACCCCAAACUGAGACAUGAAUGCCAACCAGGCCAGAAGUCACCUGAGGUUUAUAAAGACAUCUGACGGCUUACUUUUAUGCCUCCUGGGUCCUGUGUCGAUUUAAUUGCUAGCUUCUUCCUUGGGUUUUUCUUUUCUUCUUUUCACUUUUAAGGACUGGCACAAUAUUGUAAAGAGUCAACAGUCAAGUUAACUUGCACAUCCAGCCAAUCACAGCCUUGAAAAGAUCCCUUUAGACUUGAAUCAAGAAUGUUUACUUCAAGCCAAGAGCCAUAUUUUUCUCUUAAUAAAGUUUAUUGUACUCUACAAA